This is a messenger RNA of Haliotis rufescens (red abalone), 677 nucleotides long. RefSeq lists its product as uncharacterized. Gene Ontology annotation, cellular component: nucleus. Bases 48 to 677 code for a protein of 209 amino acids. Lineage: Eukaryota; Metazoa; Mollusca; Gastropoda; Lepetellida; Haliotidae. The transcript is spliced from 3 exons. The record is from RefSeq and is a predicted model, not a curated record.
CAGAAGAAGCGUUCGUAAAAUCUCACAGCAGACGAACAAAAGGCAAAAUGGGCCGAAAACCGAAUUGGUCAAAAGAAGAAUGUCUUUUGCUGGUGCAACAAAUAGAAGCAAACAAGGCUACAAUUAAGGGGAAAUUUGGGCCCAACCUUACUUCAGAUCAUAAGAAGAAAUGUUGGGAGGAUAUAACUAACCAAAUUAAUAGUGCACAUCCUAGCAGAUCUUUGGAGAACCGAAGAACCACCGAUGACAUUAUGAAGAAGUGGUGGCUUCUCCAGUCAAACAGUAGAGAGGAGAUAGCCACCAAGAGAAAACAGCUCACUGGUACAGGUGGUGGUCCAGCUGGACCUGAAUUGUCGACAGUUGCCGAGGUUGUUCAAAACAUCCUGGGACGUGAUAACACUACCAUAAGUGGAUUGGAUGGCUUUGAUUCAUUCCCUGAACAUGCCAGUACAACAAGUGCUCCGGAGUCAUACCAGAACCCCAUCAACAUCACACCCUCGGCCAUCACCAGCGCCAGCCACACCAGCAGCUAUGUGCUGGAUGACUUAAUUCCUCUGGAAUUUCACACACCUUCAGAAGUCUCUAUAAGGGAAAAGAGAGAGAGAUUACAAAUUGAAGUGCUUGAACUCCAGAAGGAGUAUUACAGUCUCAAGAUAAAGAAAUUAAAAAGCAAAUAA